Messenger RNA from Larimichthys crocea (large yellow croaker), 3685 nucleotides. It is a transcript of the gene vps26a, whose product is annotated as VPS26, retromer complex component A. Gene Ontology annotation, biological process: intracellular protein transport. NCBI's taxonomy places the organism in Eukaryota, Metazoa, Chordata, Actinopteri, Sciaenidae. The transcript has 9 exons. Bases 135 to 1121 code for a protein of 328 amino acids. The record is from RefSeq and is a predicted model, not a curated record.
ACAGACACACACACACACACACACAUGACCCGGGUCACGUGACGGGCAGCCUUGAUACUACCUCCUGGUUCAGAGACAGACUGGCUACACGGAGCGAGGCUAGCUGUUAGCUUCAACUAGUCUAGACGGCCGAGAUGAGUUUCCUAGGAGGUUUGUUUGGGCCGGUAUGUGAGAUAGAUGUACUGCUGAACGAUGCAGAGAACAGAAAGACAGCCGAGUUGAAGACAGAAGAUGGGAAAGUGGAAAAACACUACCUGUUCUACGAUGGAGAGUCUGUGUCUGGCAAGGUGAAUCUAAAUGUGAAGCAGGGAGGAAAGCGGCUGGAGCAUCAGGGCAUCCGCAUCGAGUUUGUCGGGCAGAUAGAGCUGUUCUCUGAUAAGAGCAACACCCAUGAGUUUGUGGACUUGGUGAAAGAGUUGGCUCUGCCCGGAGAACUCACCCAGAACAGGAGCUACGACUUUGAGUUCAUGCAGGUGGAGAAGCCCUAUGAGUCCUAUACCGGAGCGAAUGUCAGGCUAAGGUAUUUCCUCAGGGUGACAAUAGUUCGUCGUCUGUCUGACUUAGUGAAGGAGUACGAGCUGAUUGUUCACCAGUUAGCCACCUACCCAGAUGUCAACAACUCGAUUAAGAUGGAGGUCGGCAUCGAAGACUGUCUGCACAUUGAGUUUGAAUACAAUAAAUCCAAAUACCACCUCAAGGACGUCAUUGUUGGGAAGAUCUACUUCCUGCUGGUCAGGAUCAAGAUCCAACACAUGGAGCUGCAGCUCAUCAAGAAGGAGAUAACAGGCAUAGGUCCCAGUACUACCACAGAGACAGAAACGGUUGCAAAGUAUGAGAUCAUGGAUGGAGCUCCAGUUAAAGGAGAAUCAAUCCCUAUCAGACUGUUCCUCGCAGGAUAUGACUUGACACCCACCAUGAGAGAUGUCAACAAGAAGUUCUCUGUACGCUACUUCCUUAAUCUGGUGCUGGUGGAUGAAGAGGACAGAAGAUACUUUAAACAACAGGAGAUUGUUUUGUGGAGAAAAGCUCCAGAGAAACUGAGGAAAAGAAACUUCCAUCAGCGCUAUGAGUCACCUGAGCCCCGAACCCAGCCGGUUAACGCAGAGCAGCCAGAGAUGUGAGGGUGCUGCUAUGAACUGAAAAUACACACAGAUACACCCCAACUCUUCACUGCUGAACAGCCAGAGGUGUGAGGGCUGCCCCACUGUCUCCCUGGACUGAGAAAUGUCUGUAUACAUGAAUACACAUAACAUACCUUCAGGCACCUCCCACCCUCUCUCCCUCUCUCUCUCUGUCACCACUUCACAGCUUCAGAUGCGAGCUGUCCAACACACUCGUAUACAGGCGCACAAGCAUACAAUCCAAGUAGGCUGAAUGCUAAAUGUUACCAGAAGUGUGCAAAUCAAACCGACCCAAGUAAGGAACAGUGAGGUCGCCUAUUUGAUCUUGGCGUCACAGACUGAAAACACACACACAUGCACACACAAGUGAAGCCAUAAAGUCUCAGUUUGCUGAAUGCAUAAUAAAACAGGAGCAACGAUGGGGGGGGAAAAAGGAGCUGGCUACAGACCACCACACCAUUUAUUCCCUUCUUCUGCAACAGGAGCUUCUUCUUUGUUUGCGUAUGUGGACAGCUUUAAUCCUGGACUGUCUCUGGCAUCCUCCCUCCUACGCCCUCCUCAAAAUAACACUCUCUCUAGACUCCAGCCAGUGAUUGAAAGUAUUCAAAGCAUGUAAGGAUCAGCCUGAUCGGAGGACCCGAUGGGCUGUGCUACAAAAAUACCUGAGUUUAAGCUAUCAUGAUAUCGCUGUCCAUCAAACUUUCAGAGCUGCUUUUAGACAUUACCUUUAUUAUUAAUUAAUCUGUGGCUUCUCAAUUAAUGAAUCACUUAGUCUAUGAAAUGUCUGAAACAAACUGUCUUGUUUUGUCUGACUGAGCAGUCUAAAACAACCAAAUAUUCAAUUUGCAGAUACAUAAUGAAGAGAAACAAAGCUCACGUUGGAGAAACUCGAACCUUCUUAAAAUGACUGAAACGGUUAAUCAAUCAUCAAAAUAACUGACGAUUAGUUUGUGUGUAUUGACUAAUCAACUCAUCGGCUAAUGGUUUAAAAGAAUAAAAACAUUCAGCAUCUCUGUUAAAGAUCCCUGGGUUCAAAUACAACAUUUCAGUCUUGAAUAUUAGAUGCGGUUUUCACUGACGGGGUCUGUCAGGUCAAACAGGAUUGCCUCCAAAUGUAUCUAAAGAUUCCCUCUGUGUCUCAAGAUGUUUCUCUGACACGAGACGUUUUGUUCGAUCUGCAAAGUGUCGUUUAUUUAUGACUAUUCUCUUUAUGGAAAAUCUUUGUUGUUUGUCUUUCAGAGUCGCUUCACCCAAAUUUGCAAAAUAAAAAUAUGUAUAUAUUCCAAACCAGAUAUGUGGAUUUCCAUGAGCAUGACAGAUGGAAUUCCAUUGACCAUUUCGGCAGAGAUACGUUUAGAAACUUUGACAUUAAUUUGAGAAUGAGUAUUAAAUAUGUUUAUGUGUGAUUUGGGUGAACUGAACCUUUCCGUUCACGGCUGGUGUCAGCUGACUAUCACUUUGGUUGAUGUAAGAAAAAGAUUUUCUUUUGAUUUCUAAAAUUCAAAGCUUAGAAACGUUGAAAGUUGAGCAAACUGAACGUUCUGCCAUCACUACACAAGUAGCAGUUUCUGUUUACAUUUUAGACGAUUCAAUAGAAAAAUGAAAUGAUGCUCGCCAUGACCAUCAGACUGUAGAUUCACCGUUCAUGUCAGUUUCUCUCUUUUUUUUUCUUUUUUUUUUCAGAGCGAGCAGUGUUUUCUGAGCCUGUCUGUUUGCUAUCAGUAGAGUACUCAUGUUAAUAAAUGGCUCAUGUCUGAUAUUUUAAGCACUGGAAGGGAUGCAGUAUCACUGUAAAAUCCAACAAUAUUCCACUGUGACGCUCAGACCGGCUGUUUAGGUCUUGCUUUAAAGAGAAACACACACACACACACACAUACAGUUUGGUGAUGGUACCGGUCUUGUGUGUAGGUUCCCUUAAACUCUGAUCUGUGGCCAGUUUUGCACUUUCCCCUCCGAUGCUUAACUUUUUUUUCCGAAAGGUGGCAUGGAAACUAAAACUAAACAUCACUCAAGGACCACUUCACCUCAGAGAUCUCCUGUAUCUGUAAUGGAAAAUGAUACUGUCCUUUAUAUAUCACUACUUCUUUUAAUUGGACUUAAGUACAAUAUUUUGUUGCUUUAUGUCACUUUCAUGUGCAAGUCAUGCUGUUACAUGUUUCAUUUUAUAAACCUCUGAACACAUCUACAGUUCAGACGUAUGUGUGUUUAUUCACAUGAGUGAGUUUUGACAGUCUGCUCUUCUUUUGUUUGCGAACUGUGUAAUUUAUUUGCAAGUAAUUGUUUCUUUGUUUUUGCCUAUGGGACAUAUUUUCUGUCUUUCUGAAUACUGUACAGGUAGGGUUUGUUUGGUGUACCUUUUUAAAUACCUUCAAAGGUAAUGAAGAGACACUUAAAUGCCAAAACUCUCUGCCCCCGUCUCAUCUUCUGCAUGUUAAUCUUUACACAAUGUCUAAUCAUGCCAUCGACUUGUGUGUGUGUGUGUGUGUGUAUGAUAAUAUGUGUAUAUACACCAAACCCAAAUAUAUAGCUAAAAUGAAUCGUGAAUAAAGCAAAUUUAUACUGAA